AGGAGGAGGAGGAGGGGGCGGCGGCUGAAACCAUGUCCGGGCAGCGCCGGGGGCUGCCGCUGCCGCGAACGGGGAGCCGAGAUGGCCCGGUGGCCCGCGCCGCCGCCCCCGCCUCCGCCGCCCCCUCCCCUUCCUCCUCCUCCUCCUCCGGCCUCGUCGGCUAAGGGCCCGCCGGCGCGCAAGCUGCUCUUCAUGUGCACCCUGUCCCUGUCCGUCACCUACCUGUGCUACAGCCUCCUGGGCUGCUACACCUCCCUGCAGGUCCCGCUGGCGCUGCGCGAGCCCCCCGCCGCCGGGCCCGGGCCCGGGCCCCCCGUCCCCGCCCCGGCCCCCGCCCCGGCCGGCCGGCCGGCCCGGGCCCCCCGGCCCCCGCCGGCCCCCGCCCAGACCGCGGCGGCGCCCGGGGGCCCGCCCGCCCGGGGCCCGCCCGCCCGGAGCCCGCCCGCCCGGGAGCCGCGGGAGGCCAGCGCCGCGGACGAGGAGCCGGCGGGGGGCCGCGGGGCGGGCGGGGCCCCCGGGACCCCCACGCCCGACUACGGGGAGAAGAGGCUGCCGCAGGCGCUGAUCGUCGGGGUGAAGAAGGGGGGCACCCGGGCGCUGCUGGAGGCCAUCCGGGUGCACCCCGACGUGCGGGCCGUGGGCACCGAGCCCCACUUCUUCGACAGGAACUACGACCGGGGGCUGGACUGGUACAGAAAUGUAAUGCCCAAGACCCUGGAAGGCCAGAUCACCAUGGAGAAAACCCCGAGCUACUUUGUAACGAAUGAGGCCCCGAAACGUAUCCACUCCAUGGCCAAGGACACCAAGCUGAUCGUGGUGGUGAGGAACCCGGUGACCAGGGCCAUCUCAGACUACACGCAGACGCUGUCCAAGAAGCCUGAGAUCCCCACUUUUGAGGUGUUGGCCUUCAAGAACCGGACCCUGGGGCUGAUUGACGCCUCUUGGAGUGCCAUCCGCAUCGGAAUCUACGCUCUCCACCUGGAGAAUUGGCUCCAGUAUUUCCCCCUUUCCCAGAUCCUUUUUGUCAGUGGUGAAAGACUCAUAAUCGACCCUGCUGGGGAAAUGGCCAAAGUCCAGGAUUUUCUGGGCCUCAGAAGGGUCGUGACGGAGAAACAUUUCUAUUUCAACAAAACCAAGGGGUUCCCUUGUUUGAAGAAACCAGAGGACAGCAGCGCCCCUAGGUGCUUAGGGAAAAGCAAGGGGCGGACUCAUCCCCAAAUAGACCCAGAUGUGAUCCACAGACUGCGGAAAUUUUACAAACCCUUCAAUGUCAUGUUUUACCAAAUGACAGGUCAAGAUUUCCAGUGGGAACAGGAAGAAAAUGAUAAGUGAGGCUAGAAAUACAGGGGAAAGCGAUCAUCUCUCUAGGGGUGAAUCAUUGUCAAAGCCACUCAACUCCUACAGAGCUGCAGUCUCAAUCUGGAAACCGGGGAGGCUCUUAAAUUGUCAAGGUGACACCCACCCCCAUUAAACGUUGAAACCAUCCCACCAGAUAGAGCAUUUAGGGGGUCUUAUCUUUGGGGCUUUUCCCCAAGGUUUCUCAGCCUGAUGGGUUCAGUCUGCAAAAUCGAGUUGCUUCAGGGAAAGGGAGCAAGCUGAGGAUGGAUGUCGUGCCAAAUUGAAAGGGGAUAGAUGCCCAGGUCUUCACCCAGAUGUCAUUAUUUCAACUGUAACCGCAACUGGACUUUGGGGUAAACAUCAGCUGCCAGCAAAGUAGGAGUUGCAUGGAUUAAACCCGGUUGCCAGAAGCCAGAAAAUUUCAUUUAUGGUAAAUUAGGGAGGAAUGAUGAGGCGGAUGAGGGUGGGAACCUAUGUUUGCAAUCGCCCAGGGGUGUUGAGCCGUGAAUUCGGGAAAAAUCCUUUAUACGGGAGCUUCUCUCUCUCCGAGUACUGCUUGAACAGAUGUGUUUAGCAAAGAUCACCUCCCCUUGAGUCCAUCCAGGCUCCCACCGGUAGCCGCAUUCUACAUUUUAGCAUAAGAUGCUGGGAUCUGUAAAGUAGGAGACCAAAGUAGCCUCAGGAAUCUCUGCGGGGAGGAGGGCUCAACACUCAGUCGGUGGUCAAAGUCUUUGAUUGAAACGUCUCCCGGACCCUUCGUGCACUUCGCUUCUUCGAGGGGAGAAGUAGAGAAGGCCUCCACCCGAUACUGAACUAACCUGCCCCACCGCGCUACUUUAAAGGAAGAAAGCCUAUAUCGGCUACUAAAGCUUCUUGUGGGAGAGUGAGGUUCUCACGGUCAGUAGGAGCAAGAGGGAAAAGGUGAAUCAGUCUGUGGCCAUUCAGCUACCAGGGGAAUGCUGGCUCAGUGCUUUGGAACAUGCUGAGAAAGAUUUCUCUCCGAAUUGGGAAAGUUUCUAAAUGCAAUGAGGUUUUCCACGCAAAAGCCCAACUGUUGACAGACAGGAUUAAAUGUUGCUCGGGCUUAGAUGGGGGAAAUCGGAAGGAGAAUGCUCAGGGUUCACAAUUGCCUCUUAAGAGCAUUUAGGGUGAGCACAGCAGACACAGGAUUAUCUGCUGCAGUCCCCUUUACUAUUCUACCAUUUUCCACCAGUAGAGGUUGAGCAUGAUAAGAACCCACUGGAAAGCAGGUUUCUCUUUUAGACCAAAUCCCUUUUCUUGUGUGAAACCCAUGUGUUACCCGAUGUUAGGACCCUGGUAUUUAUUUUCUUUCAAAAGCUCUUUCCUUUCUUUAUCCAGAAGAAAACGACAGGGAUGCUCACGUAGGCACCUACCCUCUGGGAGUGUGUCUUUAUGAUGUUGGCCGUGGACUAACCGGUAUGGCUCCAGAGGAAUAAGUAUUAGUCACUGUGGGGAAACAGCUGAGGAACAGUGGUGGUCAUGUCAUUUAGUCUGGCCCCAGCUUGGUUGGUUUUUGUUAGGAAAAUAAAGUCAUCUUUGUAGCCCCACUCACUGAGAGACAUCCGACUCCUUCAGUUUGAGGAGGUGAGAUGCUGUGUAGGGUUAGGAUGUCCUGGAUGGACAAUCACAUGGUUUGUUAGAUAACCUUCUGCUCUGAAUUGUCACAGAAAAGCUAAAUUCAUUUGUCAAAUUGAGGUGGUGUGGGCCCAGAUCCUGGAUCUUCACAUUAGUUGCCGCUAAAUAAAAUGUCAGUUCCCAUUAGCCUCACCGGAUUAAAAAAACAGCAUCUGACGUGAAAUACUUUUUCACAGACCUACAAAACCCAGAAAUUAUUCUACUGAAAUUGAAAAUAUGGAGAAGGGGAGAGUUUAAUUUUUUUCAGGUGUUAUUAAAAUGUCAUUUUCCCUGCUAAGUGAAAACUGUGUUGUUAUAAAACUUAAUCCAACAUGAUUAAUGGAUUCAGAAUACGUUUUUAUUAAUCUCCCCAACCUCCAGAGAGCCUGUGAUCACCUGACCAGCUGGACGGCCCCAAGCCACUCUGCUCCUCCCUGGUCCUGACCUGUUUUGUAAAUUUGGAGCUGGGGGAAGCAGAAGGGAAGGAGGUUCCAGAAAUGUUCAAUCGUGUACAGGACCUAAAGGCUGCAUGGUUUAUCGAUCCAUACCUGUACCAGAAACAGAGGGUAUUGGCUCAACCUCAUAGUAGCAUUACUCCCAAUUGAAAAACAGCCUUACAAGUGAGAUCUAUUUUUUCAGAGAAGCCCCUAUUGAGACAAAGACACCUUUAUUACCAAAAAAAAAGAAGAUAUAGAUAGCUAGACAUAUAAAUAUAUAUUCUAUGAGUUUAUUUUAAAAAAAUGAAAUGAAAUGGGAUCGUGACAUUUGCACUAUUUCAGAGCAUCUGGCCUGAUAUGAAGAAAGAGAGCCAUGUUUCUCUUCAGCCUUUUCCCUUCUUAGCACUGUUUCCCUCCCCACCCCCCCACCCCUACUCUAUCACCCUUAUUCUAUCACUGGGGGGUACAGUGCUCAUAAGCAGAAAAAUAGGAUUAUGGGAGAGCUUGCUUAUGUUUCUUGUGCACAGUUGUUCAGCCAGAAAGCUCUCUAGCCUGAUUUCCAUCACGCUUAGAAGGGCUUGGCUUUUAUUGCCCUCUGAAAAUUCAGAGUCUUCCUCUGACGUAUCAAGGAGGGUGCUAAGGAGGAAUUACUGGUUUGCACAGAACCUGCCCUCAAGUGGGACAGGUUCUGUGUCUGAUCUGUCAGUAUUGCAUCUGCCCCAGGGCUUCGUAUAGUACGUGGCACAUUGCGAGUGCUUAACAAAUAGCAAGACUAUUGUCGGUGCCCUUCCCUUUGAAUCUUCAUCCCAGGCAAAUGCAGAAACCCCAUCUUGCUACCCUGUUUCCAGAAUAUUAACUUUAACUGUAGGACUCGACCCCACACCCCUUCCUUAUCCUGCAACGUGCACAUGUGCAUGGAUACACACACACGUGCACACCCACGUACACACACACACCCCACGGGAUUUCUUCCAUGCCUGUUUUCUUCCCAAUUUUAGGCAAGCGUGCUUUUUUUUUUUUGACAUGACAGGAGUAAAUGCUGGAGAAGGAAAACAUGCUCUGCUAAGUGCCAAGAAAAGAGGGAGCUUGGCUUGUGUAUUGAUGAAAGUAUUACCAGUACAUAUACAGUUGCUCUCGCUUAAAAUUCUUUCUCUUGAAAAAACAGUACAUCCAUUAGUCACCCUGGAUGAGAGGUGUGGCCAUAUUCGACAUGAUUCCCAGUAAUUCAUGAAGGUAACCCGGGUCACUAUUCCCUUUCACUUGGGCGAUAUUCCCAUCAUGCAGGGAUGAAAAAAUGCUUAGUGAUUCACAAAGACAAAUCGCAGGAUUUUGAGGAGGUGAGAAAAGUCCCCAGGACUAGUGGAUACGGUGCAAAGAGAGUCAGCAGGAGUGAGGGAACUUUUGAGUUUUUGCUUUACAAAUCUGUCUUCUAGCCAACUGCUAACAAACAUCUCACAGGAUCUAGGAGAAAGGAAGUCACCAGCAGUGUUUGCUUAAUGUGCCAGCGGGGCCCUGGAAGUCACUACCCUGAGUCUUUGUAGAUGCAAAGUAUCUGGAUAAUUCAGGCCUGAGAAAUAUCCAGGUAUUUCCUGUGGGUAGGAUUUUAUGGACUGAACUAUCCAGGCAAUUCAGGCACAAGCAUAGGCAGGCCUCAAUUAUCUAGAUAGUAUUCAUGAGCAGCAAUCCAGUAUCUGUCUAAGCUUUCCUGAGGAGAGUGUUUUGCACCUGUCCUUGUUUCUCAUUCUCUGUGGGAUAAACGUUGGGGAGGCAGAAGCCAUUUUGAUCUUUGAGCAAUGAUGUGAAGAAUCUGCGCUUGUGAAUGGAUGACUGACACCGAUUCCGGAUUCAGGAAAAAAGACUCAAUCGUUUCGUUUUUUUUCAAUUCUAUUUUCUGAAAUGUAAACUUUGGCUGUUCCCUCAAUGGCUCCGGAAGGGAUCUGCUGAGUCAAUCUCCAUUUUUUAAAUGGGAUAACUUGACAAAGGAAUUAUUUUCUACAGAGACUGGCAGAGGCAACCACUUGAAAGAGAUUUGGGUUAAUGACAUUUUUAUUUUCUAUUUAAAUGUCUGCAUUCGACUCACGGGGGACUGGAUUUUAUAUUUGAUUUCAAUUAGCAAAGCAUAAAUUACACCAAAUUUUCUAAAUUCCAAGGUGAAGAUUCAUUGUCCUGGAAAAGCUGGUACUUUGUGGUUCAGAGACUAGAAGUGGAGAUGGUGUAAGCCAAACAGUUCUGCUGUCAGAUUUCCCAAACAUGUCUCUUUCUGUCUGUAUCCUGCUGUACCUGAAAGAUAUGAAAAUCUUGAACUUCAAGUUUGACACCACUCUAGACAAUAAAACAAUGUAACAGCCACA
Molecule: messenger RNA, 5761 nt
Organism: Ornithorhynchus anatinus (platypus)
Lineage: Eukaryota; Metazoa; Chordata; Mammalia; Monotremata; Ornithorhynchidae
Gene: HS3ST4
Product: heparan sulfate-glucosamine 3-sulfotransferase 4
Exons: 4
Coding region: 82-1332 (416 amino acids)
Molecular function (GO): [heparan sulfate]-glucosamine 3-sulfotransferase activity
Source: RefSeq, a predicted model, not a curated record